Messenger RNA from Bombyx mori (domestic silkworm), 8384 nucleotides. Its product is annotated as oxysterol-binding protein-related protein 9. The transcript is spliced from 16 exons. Bases 113 to 2233 code for a protein of 706 amino acids. Gene Ontology annotation, cellular component: intracellular membrane-bounded organelle; membrane; cytosol. The record is from RefSeq and is a predicted model, not a curated record. Gene Ontology annotation, molecular function: sterol binding. NCBI's taxonomy places the organism in Eukaryota, Metazoa, Arthropoda, Insecta, Lepidoptera, Bombycidae.
UCAAAGUCAAACAUAUGGAUUAUUUACGGUAAAGAGGUUGUGCCGCAGUGUUAAAUUUUCAGUUUAUUUUCAACUUUUCAUGACUUUUGUUUGAUAACAUUGACUUAUAAUAAUGAUGGAGGGCUCUCUUAGUAAAUGGACCAAUGUUAUGAAAGGAUGGCAGUACCGUUGGUUCGUGCUCGACGAGAAUGCUGGUCUCCUUUCUUAUUAUACGUCAAAAGAGAAGAUGACAAGAGGCGUGAGACGUGGCUGCGUGAGACUCCGAGCGGCUGUUAUCGGUAUAGAUGAUGAAGAUGAUUCAACAUUCACGAUUACCGUCGAUCACAAGACUUUUCACUUUCAGGCGAGAGACGGCGCUGAACGCGAGCGUUGGGUGAGAGCAUUAGAAGACACUAUAUUGAGGCAUGGUAGACGAGAGAGAUGGUCCCGAUGCGUGCCGGCCCCUAGACACAGACACGGCGACUUGGAGAGGCGCAUAGCUGAGGCCGACGCGUAUCUACAGAUCAUGAUUGAACUCGUAUCUAAAAUGAACACAAGGGUAUCGGAAUUAUCAGACCCUCAAGAGAAGGGUAAAGGACAAAUUAUUCUAGAUCAUUCUAAUGCAAUGCUGGACAACAUCAAACAUUCCAUCGUGCUACUACAAAUAGCAAAGAACACCGUGAAUCCAGUCAACGGAAUUUACCAGGGACCAACGAAUCCUUCGCAAACACAUAUCAAACAAAGUGGGGAGAUGUCACCACGUGUGGAAAUAGGUUCGGAAUGCAGAGAGCUGGCAACACCGACACACGACAUGCCGGCCUUAGAGGACAUAGACACGGCGCGACCCGCCAUGUCCUUGCUGGUGCCUGACACGUCGUAUUCUUCGUCGGAAGGCGAAGACGACUUUUACGACGCCGAUGAUGAACCGGCCACUUCCAUUCAACCAGGUUCCAGCGUUAGCAAGAAUCAUCCGGCGGAGGGCACGCCCGAGCAAGACUCGGCGCAGCCCGCGACCGUCGACCUGCCUCGCACUAGAGAUGGAGAGAUCGACUAUGAUGCUCUCUACGAGGACGAAUCGGACAGUGACCUCGGAUCGAUGGAGAACCACGGCUCGGUUGUCACGCAUCUCCUGUCGCAGGUCAAGAUCGGAAUGGAUCUCACAAAGGUUGUGCUCCCGACUUUUAUACUGGAAAGACGAUCGCUAUUGGAAAUGUACGCGGAUUCGUUCGCUCAUCCCGACCAAUUUAUAAAGAUAGUAGAGUUGCCGACGCCGCGCGAAAGAAUGGUGCAAGUGAUCCGCUGGUACCUGAGCUCGUAUCACGCCGGUCGCAAGUCGCAAGUCGCCAAGAAACCCUACAACCCCAUACUGGGGGAGGUGUUCCGCUGUCACUGGGACCUGGACGGUGCACUCGAUAACCCCAAUGAUAAGCAAGAGGUAGGGGACGGUCCGGUACCGUGGUGCAGUCCGGACCAGUUGUCGUUCGUGGCCGAGCAAGUGUCCCACCAUCCUCCCAUAUCGGCGUUCUACGCGGAGCACGUCAACAAACGCAUCCAGUUCGAAGCCUGGGUGUGGACGAAGAGCAAAUUCCUCGGCCUGUCCAUAGGAGUCCACAACAUCGGCAAGGGCACGGUCACGCUCAUCGAUCUCGGAGAGGAGUACACUUUGACAUUCCCCAAUGGUUACGGCAGAUCAAUAUUAACGGUACCGUGGAUCGAACUGGGCGGCUCUGUGGUCAUCGAGUGCGUGCAAACCGGCCACAAAGCCAACAUAGAGUUCCUAACGAAGCCAUUCUACGGCGGCAAGAAGCACAGGGUGACCUGCGAGAUAUUCGCCGGCGCUGAGAAGAAGCCGUACUACACCGCGCAAGGCGAGUGGAACACCAGGAUGGAUGGGAGGUGGACCGACUCAGGGCGGUCGGAGAUCCUGUUCGAAGUGAGCAACAUGAAGCCGCGGCGCAAGCGCGUGGCGCCCGUGAGCCGGCAGCUGCCGCACGAGUCGCGCCGCGUGUGGCGCCACGUGACGUGCGCCCUGCGCGCCGCCGACUGCGACGCCGCCACGCUCGCCAAGCGACACGUGGAGCAGGCGCAGCGGGACGCAGUCAAGCACCGCGAGGCCAGCGGGGAGAAGUGGCAGACGCAGCUUUUCAGUCCCAGGAUCGAAGAAGGCUGGGAGUACAAGUCGCCUCUCAAGAACCGCAACGUGCCCUGCAAAUCGCCCCAACACAAGCACUCUGAGAACGACAAUACGAGAUAAUCGUAUCAAAGUAGAAGAGACUUUAUUUAUAUCAACACUAAGGUAGUGAUUCCUGUCACGGCUAUACCGGUCCCUUUAGUGCAGGCACGUAGCCGAAUCCAUGGGUAAUGUUGCUAGAUUAAAUAAAACGAGAAGAUAAUAUUCAUAGUAGUUUUUGAAUUUUUUUUUUCUUUUUUUUAAAUAGGAGUUCGUUUCCAAUAAAAUGUAUGUAGAAGAUAAUAUUCUUUGUUGUUCGUUAACUUCAUAGACAACGUGGCGUCUCGGGCAAGUCGUUAUGCAUCGUGAAAUGUCCAUGUUUCCAUUUUUGAUUGUGUAUAAAACCACUUUUAUGCUGUUAGCACACACACGACCGGUUUUUUUUUUUUUGGACUAAAUUUCAAUUUUGGUCGUGUUAUAGAAAAACAAAUUAAAAACUCACUUGAACCUUUCAGUCUAAAUCCAUCUUAAAAUAACACUGUAAUAAAUCUGAGAGAGAGUUACGUGCCUGUGAAUAAUUAUAGGUCGUAGAAUGUUUAUAGCGGUUCGGUUGAUAGACUAUACGAAUAAAUGCUUCUGUUUAGUAAAUAUUGGUCAAAUGAAAAAAAGUACCAAUACAAAAUUAAUACUCGAUUUCUUGCCAAUUUAACAAGAGUCCCAACAGAAGAAUACUACUACUGUAUUGUUACUUCAAUAGUUCGGUAGCGCGUCUGUCGCCCAGAAGUAUGAACUUAAAAAUUUAAGAAAGGAAAAGGCAUAAACAGGAGCAUUAAACUCAUCUUAGUAAAAGGAUCAGCUGUUCCCGCAUAUGGACGCCAUCUUGUUAAAGAGAUUUUCAAACAAAAUGGCGCACGUCUAGAUGUUAAUAAACACGACCACGUUACAUGUUUAAUAGGUUAAGGUUAUUUAAAAAUAUUGUGUAGAUAAAACUUAAAGAAAUGUUGUACAAAAGUUGUAUGAGUUUUUUUGUUUACAUUUUUUGUUCAUAAUUGAUUAGCAUCUUUGGAAAGAUUUUUUUUUACUUUUUGCGAUAACAGCAUUCAAUUUUUAAUGGGUUUGUUGUGAGGACAUGAGUAGAUGUUAUACUUUUAAAUUUAUGGACAUAAUUUGACAUGUACUUGGUUCAACAAAUAUUUAUACCUCAAUCCUAUUACAAAAGUACCUACUCGUGAUUAAUGUAGUUAUCAUAAAUUUUUUUUUUUUUUUUUUUUUUUUUUUUUUUAUUGCCCUUGUAGACAGACGAGCAUACGGCCCACCUGAUGGUGAGUGGUUACCGUCGCCCAUGGACUUCAGCAAUGCCAGGGGCAGAGCCAAGCCGCUGCCUACCGCUUAAUACUCUCCACAAGCCUCGUUUGAAGAAGGACAUGUCAUAGCGCUCGGGAAACACCGUGGAGGGGAGCUCAUUCCAUAGCCGGAUGGUACGUGGCAAAAAAGACCUCUGGAAACGCACUGUGGAUGACCGCAGUGGCUCCAGGUAGUAUGGAUGAACUCUACUCCGGUGGCGGGCGGUGCGAUGGUAAAAACGAGAUGCCGGUAUCAUCUCGAACAAUUCCUCAGAGCACUCCCCAUGGAACAUACGGUACAAAAUACAGAGGGAACCGAAGUCCCUCCGCAGACCCAGAGGUUCCAAACGAUCCGUGAGACCGGGAUUAUCGACAAUCCGAACGGCCCUCCUCUGUAUGGAGUCAAAUGGAAGAAGCUGGUAUUUGGGAGCCCCGGCCCAGAGAUGGGAGCAGUACUCCACGCGAGGCCGGACUUGUGCUUUAUAAAGCAAAAGCCUUUGUCCAGGCGUGAAGUACCGCUUCGCUCUGUUGAGGACUCCCAGCAUUUUGGACGCCAACUUGGCUUUGCCUUCCAAAUGACUCCGAAACUGGACAUCGCUCGAAAUGUCGACCCCAAGUAUCCCAAUACUCUCGGAAGGUUGCAGGGAUACUCCUUGGAAUUGCGGCGCCAUGACAAAGGGGUCCUUCUUCGCAGUGAACGCGCAAACUUGUGUCUUUAACGGGUUGAAUUGAACCAAGUUCAAUUCACCCCAUUUGGAGACUCGCCCCAGAGAGUUCUCCACUUCAGACACAAGUUUUGAUCGUCUCUCUUGCACCACGCUCCGAGAGAGACUCUGAUGGCCGAUAUAUCGCGCAUCCCCCGUGCUGUCAUCCGCAUAGCAAUGCAUGCCAUCAAUAGACAGCAUGUCAUUGAUAUACAGGAUGAAAAGCGUGGGGGAGAGCACCGAACCUUGUGGAACGCCAGCGUUAAUGGUCAUGGUAUCAGAACAGUCACCGUCUACAACGACCGUGAUGCUCCGCCCAUCCAAAAAGCUAGCGAUCCACUUGCAGAGACCCUCGGGGAUUCCGUAAGAUGGUAGCUUCGACAGAAGUGCCCUAUGCCAGACCCUGUCGAAGGCCUUCGCAAUAUCAAGGCUCACAGCAAGAGCCUCGCCCUUGCUCUCCAAGGCUUCAGCCCACCUGUGAGUAAGGUAUACAAGAAGAUCGCCAGCUGAGCGACCGUGACGGAAACCGUACUGUCGGUCACUGAUCAGCUGGCGAUCCUCCAGAUACUUCAGGAGUUGUAUAUUAAUUAUUCGCUCCAUCACCUUGGAAAGCAAGGAAGUUAUCGCGAUAGGCCUGUAGCUCGAUGGGUCCGACCGGUCACCCUUCUUGGGGAUAGGGUGGACGUGGGCAGUCUUCCAUGAAGACGGAACCCUGUUAGCGCAAUAAGAGAGGCGAUACAAACGCGUUAGCGCAGGCGUCAGCUCAGGGGCGCACGUUUUCAGAACCACUGCAGGGAUGCCGUCUGGCCCGCUCGACUUAUGGACGUCCAGGAGUCGGAGUUCCCGCCUGACUGCACACUGUGUAAAGCAGAUCUCCGGCAGGGAACUAUCACACCGGAGGAUGUUCGGUGGUGUGGCACCCCCGUCGUCCACAGUCGAGUUCGAGGCGAAGAGUUUGACCAGAAGGUCAGCCUUCUCUUUCGCACUAUGGGCCAGACUGUCAUCGGACUUGCGUAGUGGUGGGAGACUAGACCUGCAAAAGUUACCUUCUGCAGCUUUGGCGAGCGACCAAAAAGCACGGCUCCCAGAGGGAUAGCUCUUCAGUCGCUCGCCAAUUCUAGCAACGUGCUCCGAUUUCGCCCUGGCAAUAACCUUCUUGUAGGACCUGGAAGCGGCGUUAUAUUUCCGCCUUUCCUCUGAGAUGUUAGGAUCCCGACGUCUCCUAGCAUCAUCCCAUGCAACGUAUGCGGACCGCUUGAGGUGUGCAGCAUCCCUGCUGGCAUUGUUAUACCAGGGUCUGCCGCGACCCCCAACGGGCACUUCAGAGGAGGGAAUAAACAAUUCCAUCCCCUGGAGCACCACGUCUUUAAGACGGUCCGCACAGACGUCAGGAUCAGCAGAGGAAAAGCAGAACCGCCCCCAUGGGUAGGAUGCGUAAAACUCACGCAAUCCAUCCCAAUCUGCUGACAAAUACUGCCAAACUCUUCGAUACCUGGUCGUCGUUCGACGACUAGGACGAGAGAGUGGUGUGGCAGCACGGAUAAGGCAGUGAUCAGACGAUCCAAGUGGAGCGUCGACCACCACACUGUAUCCGGCUGGAUCGGUGGUCAGCAGAAGGUCCAACAGAGAAGGCUCGUGCCCCUCAAUAUCUGGGACACGGGUGGGCUGUGUCACCAGCUGGGAGAGGCCGUAGGCCAAGGCGAAAUCGUAGGCAGCCCGACCCGGGAGGUCAGUGGUUCUGGACCCCAACCACUCUUGGUGAUGAGCGUUAAAGUCUCCAAGAACCACCACCUCCGCAGAUGGGUACUGCUCAAGCACGCGGUUAGUCCCCUCUUGCACAUGCUCUAUCAGAGCUGAACCUGCAUCACUGCUGUGGGACCUGUACAGGCACGCGUAGACUCGGGUACAGCCCCCGUGAUCUACGCGCAGCCACAAGAGGGACAGGUCCCGUUGUUCGAGGCUUCGUAGACGGCGACAACAGACAUCAGCCCGGACGAAUACACACACCCCGGCUUUACGCAGGAAGUUGUGCUCCAAUACGUAGCCGGGGUAUUCAAGGUACGAAGUAUCAUCCGGAGCAGAUAUCUGCGUCUCCGUCAGAAAAAGAAGGGCAGGCUGCGCCGUCUCAAGAUGGUGGUGUACGGCGUCGAGGUUGCUAUGUAGACCCCUUACAUUGCUGAAAUCCACAUUAAAUGUGGAAUGGGGAGUCGCCGACAAAACCCUUUUCCUUUUUCGAACUUUCAUUUUUUUUUAUAUUUUUUUUUAUUUGGAGAGUGGGAUUGGGCGGGGUAGGAUGUUCGAGGCGAAAUCGUGACAAUACCUGAAUAAAGCGCGGAGCACAGUACGUGCUCGACCACGGGUUGCGUGAGCGACUGACGCAGGGCAUGGAAGGGCCCCCAGUCCACCCUGCGUGCGAUCGCCGGGAUCCACUCCGGUCUCCGACUCCGGCACGACGACCGCACGACAGGAUUUUACACCGGUUGGCGGGACAGCUUCCCGGGGCGGAGUUUAGUAGUGACACCCGGGUUCAGGUCCCCAACUGACCGGCGGGCGGCGGCGAACACCGUUUCACUGGGUCUCCCUAUACCCCCGUCAAACAAUCACGUCCCGCGAGCUCACACGCACGUCUGCUCCGCAUGUUCCAGGUAUCGCCAAGAUUCACCCCCAACAAGGAAGAGGAAAGGGUAGGAAUAACACUGGCUCUCCAACCCACACGCCGGAACACAGCUAGGCUAUUUGGCGGCGGACUCUAGUUGGAGGGUGGUCGCCAGCCAGUCGGACAAGUCCUACCACCGAUUAUGUAUUCGGCUCCCGUUUUGCACCACCCAGGGGUCACUUGUAGGGAAUCGCGGGUUAAACCUACGGAAGCGGGAAGCAAUCAACCCCCAAACUCCAAACCCCCCAAUGUCAACUGUCAAACUGACAGUACGAAUCUUGUUGUUUAAAGAUGAAAUCUUAUCUAAAUUUACUGCUUAACGGCCUAUAAUAAAUAGUUUGUAAUGGCAGAAAUGGCAUGAUUGUUAGCGAUAACGCCAUAAAUAUAUGUAAAUAAAUACAUGUGGGAGCGGAAAAAAACAUACAUGUGGGAGCUAAAAAAAAGCUUGUUUGAACACACGCUUAAAGCACUCUGGUAAUAGAGAGAGAGAAAGCUGCAGCAUGGACGUUGUAUUUUUUUUUCAAGGUAAAGUACUCGUUAAUAAUGUUUUGUACUUAACACGAUCAACACAAUGGCCGUUAGACUUUCAGAUGACUAUUCUAAAACAAUGAAAAUUAAUUGUGAUAUCUUAUAUCUUAGGACUCUCGGUAUAAACUUUGCUGAAACACGAGAGGUGAUGAUAUUGGUUCGUUUUUAUAGAACCAGAAAUAUUAAAUUCAAUAUCCCUUUGCUCGGACGAAAUAGGAUUCCAAGGCAAAGGGAAUAAAUAGGCAGGCACCUCUUAAUACAAAUUGUCGAAAAUAUUGUAGAAUAUAUUAAGUAACACGAAUUUUGUUUGUAAGUUACCUACUUUAACGAAACUUAAAAAAAAAAAAUUAUCGUAUGUAGUUCAGAACGAAAACAGAAGUUACUUACUAUAUCAUAUCUCUUAAUAUAUUUAAGAAAAAAAAAAUAGAUUUUUCACAUCCUUUUUCUACUCUAUACAAUAAUACUAUCGAAAACGUUUGGAACUAAUCUAAAGGCGAUAUUCGUACCAAUACUUCAUCCUAUUGGCCCAACAUCAAUUCUGGAUAUUGGCAACGUUGGUGAUAUCUGUCAAAAUAAGGACUACAGAAUAUGAAUGAAAAUGAUCCCUAUAAUAAAUACAAUGAUAUGAUUAAACACGGCAUGUCGUAUUUACAAUUUCGAUAAUCGUAUUAACACAUAUAAAAUCUUCACAAUACAGAAAUGCUAUAUUUAAAAAAUGAUCAUGAAAUUUCGGUAAAUAAAUGAUCAUUUAAGGGCUCGCAAUGGUUGAUUGAUCUUGAUACUUUUAGGAUUCAAAUCAAAGCCACGUAUAUUAAUUAGGUCCAUGUAGCACUUCGUUAUAGUGAAAAGACUGAAUGAGUGAACGAAAAUGGGUGUACUGUGAAAACUGGCGUGAAGUGAAUUGCAGAAUUUAAUUAUUAUUAUUAUUAUUCUAUCACAUAGACUUAUUCGAUUGAAUAGUUUUAAAACCAUGUUGUAUAUUUAAAUAAAAAAUUAUUACGUAA